AUGGCAACGAACCAACAAGCACAAGAGGCUGAAAUACCGCAUGCGACAACAACAAGGUCCCAAUGCACAGUGGGGAAGCAAGACUCGACAUGCUCAUUCGCCCCACCUGGCGGUACCCGGGUCCAGAAGCCUACAACGUCCUGCUCCACUACCGAUCCGGACCCUACCAGCAGACCAGCCCCUUCUACCAGCACUUGGGCACAGGAACCUGCAUGGCCUGGCCGAAAUGCAAAAACGUGGGACACCCAUUGCAGGCAACGGCUGAACGGGAUACCAGUCUACGCAACCACUCCUGCCGGAGACACUUCACAAUCCAUCCGCACGCUCCUGGCACUUUCCGAUCCUGGGAAUCAGCUUACUGAUGACUCUCUCUCAUAA
Molecule: messenger RNA, 378 nt
Organism: Pelobates cultripes (western spadefoot toad)
Lineage: Eukaryota; Metazoa; Chordata; Amphibia; Anura; Pelobatidae
Source: the annotation of a GenBank genome assembly